This is a messenger RNA of Anopheles moucheti, 1871 nucleotides long. Its product is annotated as UV excision repair protein RAD23 homolog B-like. NCBI's taxonomy places the organism in Eukaryota, Metazoa, Arthropoda, Insecta, Diptera, Culicidae. The record is from RefSeq and is a predicted model, not a curated record. Gene Ontology annotation, biological process: nucleotide-excision repair; proteasome-mediated ubiquitin-dependent protein catabolic process. Gene Ontology annotation, cellular component: nucleoplasm; cytosol. The transcript is spliced from 2 exons. Gene Ontology annotation, molecular function: polyubiquitin modification-dependent protein binding; damaged DNA binding; proteasome binding. The coding region runs from base 407 to 1504 and encodes 365 amino acids.
AGCAAAAACUUCGAGUCACGGCACUACACACGUCCAUGAGGUAAACGCGACGGUAGGGUUUGCGCCUGUUAUUUGCUUGUUAAAUAAGUACGGCAGCUGCAGCACGAGCUAACCAUCAUAGCAGCUUUACUCAGCAUAAAGUCGGUUUCUUGGGUGGUUACAAACUUUGUGCAUUAGUUUUAGCUGGCUCUGGGUGUCCGCGUGUGUGUGUGUGUGUGUCGUGGAGCCGCAUUUCGGCUGACGUAUUGUAAAGCCCAGCUAAGAAAUCUGCAUUUCGGUGCGAAAAUAGUGCAUCAUCACAGCGGUUCCGUCAUACGGCAAAAGCAGACGGGGUGUAAACCUAUAGCACGGAAAGAGCAAAAGGUUACAGCAAUUUGUAUAGCAAAAAGCACCACCCCACACCAACAUGAAAAUCACACUGAAAACACUGAAGCAGCAGACGUUCUUCGUCGAGGUGGACGUCGAAAAGGACACAGUGAAAACCCUGAAGGAAAAGCUGUACACCGAGAGCGAGCUGGCGUACCCGGUCGACAGGCAGAGGUUAAUCUAUCUUGGUAAAAUCAUGGAAGACGACCAUCUGCUCAGCCAGUACAAACUUGACGACAAGAAGUUUAUCGUGGUGAUGAGCAAAAAGCCCUCGGCAGCCGCUGACGAACCAGCCGAGGGUGAGGCGACCGAACCGAAGAAGGAAACGGCGGCACCGGCCCCGAAACAGGCGGACACAAAGGCGGAGGGCGACAGUGCCGAUCCGCCGUCCAGCAGUGCCAGCAAACCGUCCACGUCCACACCAUCACAAUCUGCCCCAUCAACCGCCGACGAUCAAAAGACAGCAGCGCCGAAGGAUAGCACCCCCAGCACGACGGAGUCCAAGCCCGCGAACCCAUCAACCGAUGCUGUACCGGAAGAGAUGCAAGUAAACAUUCAAAGGCUAAAAGAGAUGGGUUACUCGGAACAAAGUGCCAGACUUGCGCUGGAAAUUUGCGCUAACAUUCCGGAUCGUGCCGUUGAGUACCUGCUGUCGGAGAUGGGCGGUGGUAGUGAUGUGUCCUUUGCGUUGGCCGCUGCCCAACAGCAACAGCAAGAGCAGCAGGGUGUACCAGCCGGUGCAGCACCAGCAGGCGAUGCCAACCCGCUCGACUUUCUGCGCAACAAUCCGGUGUUCGAAAACAUGAAGCGUAUACUGCGCGACGAUCCACUAAUGCUCCCGCACCUGAUGCGCCGGAUGCAGGAAAGCAAUCCGGUGCUGCUGAGCAUCAUUGCCGAGCAUCAGGACGAGUUUCUCGCGAUGAUCAACGAGGGUUCCGCGCCGAUGUCGCACGACAUGGAGGAUAUUGCGUCCGCUAUGAUAAACAGCCUAACGCCGUCCGAUAUGGACGCGAUCGAGCGACUGAAGGCGCUCGGCUACCCGGAGCAUCUCGUCAUACAGGCGUACAUUGCGUGCGAGCGCGACGAGUAUGAUGCAGCCAUGUUUCUCGUCACACAAACGCUGGACGAUGAAGAGUAGAUGAGCAACGCCGCGCCAACAAACACACACGCAUACACCAUUUCGCCGCGCGUCACACAAGACACAAAUCACACGCAUCGUUUCCUCACGUUUGGCUUCCCAUUUUCCGCGCCACUCAUUUUUUCCCCUUAGUGUGUCGUUGUAACACGAACAAAAGGGCAGAAAAUGUUAAGCAAAACACCAAAAAAGGCGCAUAUGAAAAUGCUGCACACUAUGUAGCUUUUCUUUAAUUGUAUUGUUUGAAACUCUUUGUCACCAAAACAGACAUUAACGAAUCUGUACCGUAAAUUAUUAACCGUAUGUUCGAAAUUCCCUCUUACCGGGAUACAAAUUUCUAAGUAAACGGUGUGUAUGUGUGCGUGUGUGU